Dissoconium aciculare CBS 342.82 is the source of this 2853-nucleotide messenger RNA. Its product is annotated as ARM repeat-containing protein. The transcript is spliced from 2 exons. Gene Ontology annotation, biological process: iron-sulfur cluster assembly. Gene Ontology annotation, cellular component: cytosolic [4Fe-4S] assembly targeting complex. NCBI's taxonomy places the organism in Eukaryota, Fungi, Ascomycota, Dothideomycetes, Mycosphaerellales, Dissoconiaceae. The record is from RefSeq and is a predicted model, not a curated record. Bases 1 to 2853 code for a protein of 950 amino acids.
AUGUCGGACAUACAAAUAUAUCUCCUCGAAGUUGACAAGAACAAGGCAGAGGCCCGAAAUGUAGCAGCGAGAAGUGCCGCUAAACUCGAGGCCAAGGAAGUCAAAUUGAUCGACCUGAUCACCAGUUUGGAAGACCACAUCAAUGAUAAGAACGAUGGAAGCAUUCGAGCGAAGACGCUUACCUAUCUCGCUGAGGUACUGGAGCAGAUCUCGCCCAAGACGCUUUCUGGGCAAGAAAGACGGCUACUAUGUGAUUUCGUUCUCAGCAGAGUCGAAAGUGACAGUGAAGGCAUUGGUGCUUGUGCCCGGGCUUUGAUCGCCUUGGAGGCGCGAGGGAAAUGGGACACGGAACUAUCGCAGAAAGUCACCAAGACAUUCAUGAGCCACACCCAUCCACUCCAGCAAUUCAGACUGCAGACAGAACGCUUCCCGAUCGUGCAGCUCAUGGACAUGUUGUUGGCGAAAUACCGAACGCCACUAAAGGCUCUACAUGAGUCCGACCCUACCUUUCUGUCUUUGUUCAUCACAUACUUCGAAGGUGAAAAGGAUCCUCGCAACUUGAUGAUGAUCUUCUCUCUUUUGCAAGUGCCCAUGGUUGAAUGGGACGUGCAAGCCCAUGCGCAAGACUUGUUUGAGGCUGUAUUCAACUACUUCCCGAUAACUUUCAAGCCUCCACCGGAUGACCCAUAUGGCAUCACUGCGCAAGAUCUGAAAGAUCGACUCCGUGACUGCAUUGCAGCCAACUCCGAGUUCGCCCCUCAUGCGUUUCCAGCGUUGUUGGACAAGCUUGACUCAUCGUCGAUGAACACAAAACGAGAUUCUGUUCAAGCGAUACAGGCAUGCGCACUCACUUAUGGAGUAAAUACGAUCAACCUGUACUCUGUGACCUUGUGGGAUGCUUUGAAAUUCGAGGUGCUCAACGUCCAGGAGGAGGACAUCGCCGAAGAAGCUCUCAAGGCCCUGGCGGCGAUCGCUGUCAAGGUCGCGCAGUCCGAAGGUCCACUGAACGCCUAUCUCAGGCCAAUAAUCAAGGAAUGCAACGAACACCUAGAAGAUGCUCCCACGAAGCAGUCAGCUGCAGCUGGUCGAAUCUUGUAUACAGUCACCAAGGCUAGUCCCCUGGUGGCGGACAAAAUCACGAAAGGAGUUCUCCCUGCAUUGUUCGGUCUCUACCAAGGUUCAAACUCGAUAACGAAACGGAGAGGACUCCUCGAAGUGUAUGGCGAGAUCUUAGGGGCUUUCCAAGAUAUGCAAAGGCUGGACGUCACGUUCGACUCCGCUCCACUCCGAGCAACAUCCGGCGAUGCUCUGGAAGCGGCCAUUCAAGCCCUGGCAAAAGCACCUAAGAUAGAGGUAUCUUUCAGGUUGACCGCAUUGAAGAUAUUGACGCAGUUGACAUGCAUCCCCGCCGUCUUACAUGAAAAAGAUAUCGACCGCGCCGUUGGCACGAUCACGAAUCUCAUUCUACUGGAACGCGUUGAUGGACAUGGCGACAUAACUACUGAAGCAGUCGACAACUUGACCAAACUCGCCGCAUACGUACCUGAGAUUGUACGAAACAAGGCCAUUCCAGCUUUCAUGGUAGAACUGCCUGACAUCCCACGCGACCACGGAUCGCAUGCCCCGGUUCUCGAAGCAUUUGCACACCUGAGUGCGGAGCAACAAGUGUUCGACACUGUGGCGCUUCGUAUCAAGAAUAAGCUCAAUGCCGCUCGCUACCAAAAUGCACCGAGAAGGUACCAGAGAGACUUAAUGUUGGCCAUGCUGUACAUUUUCACAUUUGGAUCUCCUGCACAAGAGAAUGGGGUCGUUCGGGAUACGUACUUUACUGAAUAUGUUGAGCCACUGAUCGCACAGCUCCAAAAUGCUCUUCCUUCGGAGAGCGAUGCUGUAAUGACAGAGGUUCUUGGUCGUCUCACCAACAUUGUUCUGCGACCACAGAACUUGCAUUUCCAAAGCACCGUCUAUCACAGAAACUUCCUGUGGAUUUCGCCAACUGACAGUGUAAUCUACAGGCACGUAGCCCUACUGAUCAACAAAUUUCUGGAGCCAUCCGUGAUCGAGCAGUCCCUCAAAGACUCCGACCUGGACGUUCCAACAUUAUUAUCGAAAUCGCAAAGUAGCCAUGCCACAGGCCUCGCAUUCGCUGUCGUCAAGGCUCUACUGGUACAGGGAAGAUCGGGAGCACUUUCCACAAAAUACGUGAACUCAUUGAUGGAACAUCUUCCCACCGAGCAAAAAGACUACGCGCGACGAUUCGCCGGCUUGCUAGCGUCGGACGAUAUUCUCACGAGAGAAAAUCAUUGCGUUGUUUCGGGAUUAUACAAACAGCGAUUAUUCAAUCAAACAACACCGCAAUUGAUCGAAGCCAUACGCUCAGCGAGCAGCUCGGAAAAGCCGAAGUAUCUCAUUGCGCUCUCUGGCCUCCUCCGCGGCUUACCAUACUCCAUCAUUGAGAGCUCCCUUAGCUCCCUCGUAUCGCCAUUGUUGCAAAGUCUUGAUCUGGAUGAUCCCGAGGACCAAGACGUCGAAUUGGACACGUUGAAGAUUAUCGAAUCCAUCUUGAUGCACGACCCUGCCGUCGUAGCUCAACACACGGCAUCGCUCAUUACGCGCCUACUGAAUGCGACGUCGGUGCCUGCGCACAAGUUUGGAAACCGCGCUAAGGCGCUACAAUGUCUCAUCCUGGUACCAAAGCAGUUGAAGCCGGAAUCCGUCCUUCCAUACCGCCGACCUGUCGUGAAGCAGCUUCUCGAAUGUCUGGACGAUGCGGUAAGAAGUGUUCGAGGCGAAGCAGUGCGGUGUCGUAGUGCUUGGCUUGCUCUGGACGAAGGCAAGGACGACGACGAGUGA